Molecule: messenger RNA, 1083 nt
Organism: Lontra canadensis (Northern American river otter)
Lineage: Eukaryota; Metazoa; Chordata; Mammalia; Carnivora; Mustelidae
Gene: TEX19
Product: testis expressed 19
Exons: 1
Coding region: 1-1083 (360 amino acids)
Biological process (GO): spermatogenesis; male gonad development; placenta development
Cellular component (GO): nucleus; cytoplasm
Source: RefSeq, a predicted model, not a curated record
AUGUGCCCCCCGGUCAGUGCGCGGCACGGGGCCGAGGGCAUGUCUUACCUCCACGCAUCCUGGCUGUAUCAGCUGCAACACGGGGCCCAGCCAGGGGUUUGCUUCGCGUGCUUCAAGACCGCCUUUCUGGAACUCCGAGACCUGCUGGAGUUGGAAGACUGGGAGGACGAAGACUGGGACCCCGAGCUGGCGGAGCACGAGGCGGCGGGGCCUGAGCAGGAGGGGUCCCCGGGCUCGGGGCUCGGCUGGGGGCAGGGCCAAGGUGACCCCGCACAGGGGGGUGCGGCGGGCUGGGGGCCGGGGCCCCUGGCGCCAGCCCCUGCGGGGUCCGAGGAGGCCGGCCUGGACCACCACUUUGUGCCCACUGAGCUGGAGCCUCAGGACGCGGCCCCCCUGGGCCUGGGGCCCGAGGACGCGGACUGGACGCAGAGCCUCCCCUGGAGACUCGAGGGGCCCCCCACCUGCUCGCACUGGCCGAGCCUCCCUCCUCCGUGGCAGGGCUUUCUCAAGGUGGACCUGCCCCCGGGGGAGCCCAUGGUGCUGGAGCUGGGCGCCACCCGGGCCGUGGACCCCGCCGAGGCCGAGGCCUGGCUCAGGGACCUGCAGGUCAUCUCCAUGGUGGGCUGCUACGACGCCAUCUACCUCCGGAAGAUGACGCCGGGCUGGACGCGGAGGACGCCGGGCCAGGGCUGGCGGGUGCUGCUGGAGCCCGACGAGGUGUGGGUGGUGAGGCUGCAGGAUGCGCCGCGGGAGCAGGACCUGCACAGGUGGCAGCUGAGCGUCCUGGAGUCCUCGCUUCCGGGCCAGACCGAAGAGCUGGUCCCCGCGGCCUCGGCCCUGCUCAAGAUGGGCUUCACCAUCCUCUCCUACUCGCCCUGGGCCACGAGGGAGGCGGAGGAGGGGGCCUCGGCGUCCAGGCCGCAGUCCUCGUCCUCCCAGGGCCGCGGUUCUGGGGCGGCUGAGGCCCGGAGCCCCGGGCCCGGGGCGUCCGGGGGGCCCGGGGAGGGCCCGGCUGCCGGGGCAGCCUCGGCCCUGGGGCAGCUGCCCCCGCUCCAGCCCUUCGGCCCAGGGCCCCGGGACUGA